CGUGGAGCGCGCUUCCGGCCGGCGGCGGCGGCGGCGGCGGGAGCUUCCCGGCGGGCAGCCUCAGGUGGGAGUAUGAGCGAGUUCCGCAUUCACCAUGAUGUCAAUGAGUUGCUCAGCCUGCUGCAUGUUCAUGGAGGGGAAGGAGCUGAAGUCUACAUUGAUCUUCUGCAGAAGAAUCGAACACCAUACGUUACCACGGCUGUCUCUGCACACAGCGUGAAGGUAAAAAUAGCAGAGUUCUCUCGAACUCCUGAAGAUUUUUUAAAGAAGUAUGAUGAGCUGAAAUCUAAAAAUACAAGACAUCUUGAUUCUUUAGUUUAUCUACUGUCAAAACUCACAGAAGACAAAGAGACACUCCAGUAUUUGCAACAAAAUGCUAAAGAAAGGGCAGAACUUGCAGCAAAUGCAGCAACCAGUGGCAGCACAAAUUUUUCCAUUCCCUCAUCUACUUCCAAGAUAUCUCUGCAGGAGCUUGAGGAGCUACGCAAGCAGCUGGGCAGUGUCACAGCCAACUCCAGUGUACAGCAGCCUCUUGAGCUUACACGAAAAAUCCUCCGAGAUAAGCAGAACAAGAAGAAUUCUGGUCAGCCCAUUCCAGUAUUUCCAUCCUGGGUGUAUGAGAGACCUGCACUUAUUGGUGACUUCUUAAUUGGCACCAGUUUAAGCACUGACACAACAGUACCUAUAGGUACUUUGCCAUUAGCCUCCCAAGAAUCUAUGAUUGUGGAGGACUUGCUGUACGUUCUGAUUGGUGUGGAUGGAAGAUACAUCACAGCACAGCCUCUCGUAGGCAGACAGAACCGAGCAUUUUCAGUCGAUCCAAACUUGGACUUGUCCAUCAAAGAGCUGGUGACCAGGAUUCUUCCUGUAGCAGCAAGUUACUCUGCUGUCACCAGGUUUAUAGAGGAGAAAUCUUCCUUCGAGUAUGGACAGGUAAAUCAUGCUCUGGCUGCUGCAAUGCGGACUCUAAUCAAGGAAUACAUGAUAUUAAUUACCCAGCUGGAACAUCUUCAGAGACAGGGACUUCUGUCACUGCAGAAACUCUGGUUUUAUAUCCAGCCCACAAUGAGGACCCUGGAGAUUCUUGCUUCACUUGCUACCUCUGUGGAUAAAGGAGAGUGUAUGGGAGGAUCUACUCUGAGCUUGCUCCAUGACAAGACAUUUAAUUACACGGGGGACAGCCAGGCCCAGGAGCUGUGCCUGAAUUUAACCAAGGCAGCCAGUGUACCUUAUUUUGAAAUUCUGGAAAAGUGGAUAUAUCGAGCAUCAUUAAUGAUCCUACAGGUGUCUAAAUCCUUUCCAGCUUUUGGAAAAUACUUAAAUGUUGUGCGAGAAUGUGGCCGUGAUGUUACCUGCCCUGUGGCUAAAGAGGUCAUCUAUACUUUAAAAGAGCGAGCAUAUGUGGAACAAAUAGAAAAAGCAUAUUAACCUAUGGCUAGCAAAGUUCUUCUGGAUUUCCUAAUGGAGGAGAAAGAGCUGGUGGCUCAUCUAAGAUCUAUAAAACAUUAUUUCCUGAUGGAUCAAGGGGACUUUUUUGUUCACUUCAUGGAUCUCACAGAAGAGGAACUUAAGAAGCCUGUAGAUGACAUCAUAACCACGAGGCUAGAGGCUCUGCUUGAGUUAGCCCUGCGAAUGAGCACAGCCAACACAGAUCCUUUCAAGGAUGAUUUAAAGAUUGACUUGAUGCCCCAUGACCUCAUUACACAGCUCUUGAGAGUAUUGGCUAUAGAAACAAAACAGGAGAAGGCUAUUAUCAGUGCAGAUCCCACAGAGCUCACUCUAAGUGGUUUGGAAGCAUUUUCCUUUGACUACAUUGUUAAAUGGCCUCUGUCCCUUAUUAUAAACAGGAAGGCUCUGACAAGAUACCAAAUGCUUUUCAGACACAUGUUCUAUUGCAAACAUGUGGAAAGACAGUUGUGCAAUGUUUGGAUCAGCAAUAAGACGGCCAAGCAUUCUCCCUACAUUCAGCUAAGGUGGUUUGCUGGUGCUUUCACACUGCGGCAGCGGAUGCUGAAUUUUGUACAGAAUAUCCAGUAUUACAUGAUGUUUGAAGUGAUGGAGCCAACAUGGCACAUUCUUGAGAAGAACCUGAAGUUGGCAUCUAAUAUUGAUGAUGUCCUGAGCCACCACACAAGCUUCUUGGAUAACUGCUUGAAGGACUGCAUGCUAACCAACCCAAGCUUGCUGAAGAUAUUCUCCAAGCUGAUGUCUGUCUGUGUUAUGUUCACAAACUGCAUGCAGGUAUGUUGCACCCAGAGCAUGAAGUUGGAUGCCGAGAUGGACCGGCUCACCCUAGAGCACGGCACAAUGCUGGGCCCACCAACGGAGGAGCGUGCUGAAGAGACUGCAAAGAAGAAGCUGACUAACAAGCUUUUAGCAGAGCAUGCUGACAACCUCCACCUGACAUCUGGCUUUGAAGCAACAAUCAACAAGUUUGAUAGCAAUUUCUCAACUCAUCUGCUGGACCUGUUGGACAAACUGAGCGUUUAUAGCACCAAUGAUUGUGAGCACAGCAUGCUUAACAUCAUAUACAGGUUGGACUUCAACGGGUUCUACACGGAGCGCCUGGAGCACAUGUCUGCUGAGCGCAGCCAGAAGGCAGCUCCCGUGCUUGCCCGCCCGGCUGUGCCUGCCCAAUGAAGCCCUGCUGCUGCUGCCACUGCCCUUCCACCUCUUCGGCACCAGCAGAGACCCAGACACUCACUCACCUCAAGCUGGGAGCACCCACCCUUUGCAUUCAGAACGUGAGCUGAAGACAAACCAUAAGAGUUGUCCCUUAUGGGACAAUACACAAUCUCCUGAGAUGUUUGUAGUGGGCUUUCUCUUCUGAGAGGCUUUUGUCAGGUCCUUUUUUUUACUACAUUGUGUAUUUGUGUGUUGUAAAAUAAAUAAAUAAAGGGAAUAACUGGG
This is a messenger RNA of Strigops habroptila (Kakapo), 2910 nucleotides long. RefSeq names its product tubulin gamma complex associated protein 2 (gene TUBGCP2). Gene Ontology annotation, molecular function: microtubule minus-end binding; gamma-tubulin binding. Gene Ontology annotation, cellular component: gamma-tubulin small complex; centrosome; equatorial microtubule organizing center. NCBI's taxonomy places the organism in Eukaryota, Metazoa, Chordata, Aves, Psittaciformes, Psittacidae. The record is from RefSeq and is a predicted model, not a curated record. Gene Ontology annotation, biological process: cytoplasmic microtubule organization; spindle assembly; mitotic cell cycle.